This is a messenger RNA of Tilletiopsis washingtonensis, 564 nucleotides long. RefSeq names its product phosphatases II. The transcript has a single exon. The annotation marks the transcript as partial. Gene Ontology annotation, biological process: protein dephosphorylation. The record is from RefSeq and is a predicted model, not a curated record. Gene Ontology annotation, cellular component: nucleus. NCBI's taxonomy places the organism in Eukaryota, Fungi, Basidiomycota, Exobasidiomycetes, Entylomatales. Gene Ontology annotation, molecular function: protein tyrosine phosphatase activity.
AUCGGCAACCUGCUCCUCUCGUCUUGCCCCGGCAAGAAGGUGCGCCUCACGGGUCCCGUUCGCGGCCGCGGUGCCAUCUGCCGUGACCUCGGGCUCGACCUCAAGCGCAUCCACAGUCUCGGCGUCGGCGCCGUCGUCUGCUGCCUCGACGACGAGGAGCUGGCGUACCUAGGCGCGCCAUGGGAGACGUACGAGCGCGAGGCAGACCAGCUUGGCAUGGACGUGGUGCGGCUGCCGAUGGCCGAGGGCUUCGCGCCAACGUGCGUCAAGACGAUCGACAUGAUCAUCACGUCGCUCGUCGCCGAGUACACGCUGCAAGGGCGCCACAUCCUCGUGCACUGCCGCGGCGGCGUCGGGCGCGCCGGCCUCAUCGCCUGUACGUGGAUGUACAAGCUCGGCCUGGUGCGCACCGGCACACUGCCGUACGAGCAGUGCCCCUUUGAGCUGCGCCCCGAGUACAGCGCCGAGCACCUCGCUGCUGUCGACCGCCUCGUGCAGACGGUGCGCCGCCGUCGCAGUCCCAAGGCCAUCGAGACGGCCGAGCAGGUCGCCUUCCUGUAUGAG